Camelina sativa (false flax) is the source of this 739-nucleotide messenger RNA. NCBI's taxonomy places the organism in Eukaryota, Viridiplantae, Streptophyta, Magnoliopsida, Brassicales, Brassicaceae. The record is from RefSeq and is a predicted model, not a curated record.
AAAGAGUUCAAUCUCGACAUUACUACUUCGGAUUACAAUGACCAAGAGAUUGAAGAUAAUAUUGUUCAUAACUGUAUUGCAAACGAGAUUAUCCCUUCCCUGCCUCAUAUCAAGCAUACAUGGGGAGAUGAAUUUCCAAUCUCGGAACCAGAUUGGGAUUUGAUCAUAGCCAGUGAUAUACUUCUAUAUGUGAAACAGUACCCAAACUUGAUCAAGUCUCUGACUUUUCUUCUCAAAACCUACAAACCAACCAAUGCCGCUAGUCCAACAGAAUGCAAGCUAAAUGGAGCAGACACAGAACUGCCUCGUCCGGUGUUCUUAAUGAGCUGGAGACGAAGAAUUGGGAAAGACGAUGAGUCUCUAUUCUUUACUGGUUGCGAAGAAGCUGGCCUCGAGGUGAAGCAUCUCGGAAACCGAGUUUAUUGCAUCAAGCUGCUUAGAGAAAGCAACCUCUGAAUAAUAGGUUGACAAACUCAUGAGUCUUCCACAUAUCGUUCGUCUCCGAAACUACCGUUCUGUUUGUUUCUCUGGCAGCUUAUUUGGAUAUGCUUUUUGUGUCAAAGUUAUAGGUGAAAUGAGAAAUUUUCGUUUCUUAACUAAUGUUUCCCCUUAAUCAAUUGAAUUGAAUGGGUGGACGGAAAAAAAACUGUGAUCUCAUUUUGUAGUAUAAUAGAACAAUAGGUGGGAAAAUUAGUUAAGGAAAGAACAUAGAAUCAAUAUUAGCCUUUUCUUUCAAAAA